CUCCCCGCACUGCGCAUGCGCUGCCCUCACGGCGCGUCCUCUCCGCACUGCGCCUGCGCUAUCCGCACGGCGGGAAGCCUUCCCCAGCCACCGCGCAUGCGCAGAGCGCCUCCGCUCCCGGCCCCGCCUCCCAUUGGCCGCUCCCCCGGCUUCGCCCCGCCCCGCCGCGCUCCCAUUGGCCCGCGCAGGGCAGCGGGGCGGGGCUCCCCCUCUGAGGCGAGGCGCGCGCGCUCGGGCGGCUGCGGGGAGCCUGUGGCGGCGGCGAUGGCGCUGGACGGGGGGCUGCCGGGUGCCGAACUGCUGCUGCCAGGGGGGGCGGCCCCCGAGGAGCUGGGGGCCCGGCCGGGGCUGGCGCGGCUGCUGCGGGGCCUCGGCGGCGCCCUGGGGCCCGACGGACUGAGCUGCGGCCUGCGCCGGCGCCUCGAGCAGGCGGAGGCGGGGCUGCGGGCGCAGCGCGGGGCCUGGCUGCGCUGGGAGACUCUCUGGCGGCUGCUGCAGGAGGCGGCGCGGGAGCCCCCCCCCGCCACCGGGGGCCCGCUGGGAGCGGCGCUGGACCGGACCCUGCUGCUGGCAGAGCUGCGCCGCGGCCCGGCCCCGCCCCCCGCCGGCCUGGCCCCGCCCCCGCCCCCCGCCCAGGAACGGGCCCUGCUGCUGGCGGAGCUGGAGCGGCGCCUGGGCGCCAAGGCCCGCGAGCUGCGCGCCUACCACGGCGGCGACGUCAGCGGUGACGUCAGCGGUGACGUCAGCGAGGCGGCGGCGGGCGAGCGGCGGCGGCUGCGGGACGCCCGGGCCCGCGGGCGGGACUUGGCCGAGCUGCUGGAGCGCCAGCGCCGGGCCUACCCCCAGGCCCUGGGGCGCUGCGGGGAGCUGCUGGGGCGCCUGGCCCGCGAGCAGCGCCUGGGGGCCCAGGCGUCCCUCGACCGGCGCCGCGCCGACUACCUGGAGGCCAAGGGCGCCGCCAUGUUGCUCAAGAUCCGGCUGGAGGAGCUGACGCUGCUGCUGGACACCUACCCCCCCGCCAAGGUGGAGGCCCACCGCCACAUCCGGGCGGCGCUGGAGGGGGCGGCGGGGCGGGCGGGGGCGGAGGCGGGGGCGGCGCGGGCGGCGCUGGGGGCCUUCGGGGCGCUGGGCCCCGGCUUCGGGGCGCUGGCCCGCGAGUACGGCCGCCUGCACCGCCUGCGCCGCCACCGCCGCUGGGCCCUGCGCCAGCUCCGCCCCCCCGGCCCCGGCCCCGCCCCCCCGGGGGGGCACCGGCCCCCGGCGACGGCCCCCGGCGACGGCGACGGCGACGCCCCGUGACCCCGGCGGCGACCCCGUGACCCUGGCGGCGACCCUGGUGACCACCCCACGAUGACCCUGGCGACGGCCCUGCGACCCUGGCGACGACCCCGGCAAUGGCCCCGUGACCCCGGUGACGGCCCUGUGACCCUGGCGACGACCCCGUGACCCUGGCGGCGACCCCGGCAACAGCCCCGUGACCCUGGCGACGACCCCGUGAUGCUGGCGACGACCCUGGUGAUGACCCUACGAUGACACCGGUGACGGCCCUGCGACCCUGGCGACGACCCCGGCAAUGGCCCCGUGACCCCGGUGACGGCCCUGUGACCCUGGCGACGACCCCGUGACCCUGGCGGCGACCCCGGCAACAGCCCCGUGACCCUGGCGACGACCCCAUGACCCUGGUGAUGACCCCGGCAACAGCCCCGUGACCCUGGCGACGACCCCGUGACCCUGGCGACGACCCUGGUGACGACCCCACGAUGACCCUGGUGACGACCCCGUGACCCUGGUGAUGACCCUGGCAACAGCCCCGUGACCCCGGUGACGACCCCGUGACCCUGGCGAUGACCCCGGUGACAACCCCGCAUCCCUGGCGACAGCCCCGCGACGGCCCCAGCGGUGACCCCGACAAUGACCCCGUGACCACGGUGACGACCCCGGCAAUGACCCCGUGACCCUGGCGAUGACCUGGCGAUGACCCCAGCGAUGACCCCGUGGCCCUGGUGAUGACCCCGGUGAUGACCAUGUGACCCCGGUGAUGACCCCACGACCCCAAUGAUGACCCCAUGGCUCUGAGGACGACCCCGGUGAUGACCCCAUGACCCCAGUGGCGACCUAUGACCCCAUGAUGCCAGCGACGGCCCCGUGGCCCCGGCAACAACCUUGACGACCCCGUGACCCUAGUGAUGACCCCGGUGACGACCCCACGACCCCAGCGAUGACCCCGCAACCCCGGCGGCGACCCUGUGACCCUGACGAUGACCCCUGACCCCUGUAACCCUGGUGGCGGCCCCGGGGUCGCGAACUCUGACCCCGGCCCCGCCCCCGUGACCCCAAUAAAGCCGCCUGCACCCCCCCA
Molecule: messenger RNA, 2359 nt
Organism: Dromaius novaehollandiae (emu)
Lineage: Eukaryota; Metazoa; Chordata; Aves; Casuariiformes; Dromaiidae
Gene: HAUS4
Product: HAUS augmin like complex subunit 4
Exons: 9
Coding region: 16-1299 (427 amino acids)
Biological process (GO): spindle assembly; centrosome cycle
Cellular component (GO): HAUS complex
Molecular function (GO): microtubule minus-end binding
Source: RefSeq, a predicted model, not a curated record